CUCUGGGCGGGUUAUAUAGCCCCCUCCGCGGGCUGGACUCUGCAGAGAGGGACACACACACCGGGAGAUUUCAGCGGCUCCUUGCAAAUCGCGCCGGCCCCGCGCCCCAGCUCGGCCAGUUCUGCACCCCCAGACCAGACGCGAGCCCCAGCGGCGCAGGAGCGACCCCGCCAGAAUGAAAAAGGCAAACGUUGACCUCACUAUGAAAAAGUUUCAAGGUUCACAGCAGCGUCACAUUCAGUGGAAGCCAUGUGGGUGACCAACCUUCUGGCCCUCUGUGCCCUAGCGGCUGCAGUGCCCUCGGAAGAUAAGAAGCUGAGCGAUAAGGCAACCACCUUAGCUGACCGCAGUGCAACUUUCGCCUUCAACCUCUACCACACGAUGGCUAAAGACAAGAACAUGGAGAACAUCCUCGUGUCUCCUGUGGUGGUGGCCUCCUCGCUCGGCCUGGUGUCACUCGGUGGCAAGGCUACCACAGCCUCCCAAGCCAAGGCCUUGCUCAGCGCCGACAAGCUGAACGAUGACUAUGUUCAUGGCGGGCUGUCGGAGCUCCUGAACGAGGUCAGCAACUCCACCGCCCGCAAUGUCACCUGGAAGCUCGGGAACCGCUUGUAUGGCCCCAGCUCCAUCAGCUUUGCUGAUGACUUUGUGAAGAGCAGCAAGAAGCACUACAACUACGAACACUCCAAGAUCAAUUUCAGGGACAAGAGGAGCGCCCUGAAAUCCAUCAACGAGUGGGCAUCCCAGACCACCGAUGGCAAGCUCCCCGAGGUCACCAAAAACGUGGAGAAGACCGACGGGGCCCUGAUCGUGAACGCCAUGUUCUUCAAACCUCACUGGGAUGAGAGGUUCCAUCACACGAUGGUGGACAACCGUGGCUUUAUGGUGACCCGUUCCUACACAGUGGGAGUUCCCAUGAUGCACCGCACAGGUCUGUACAACUACUUUGAUGAUGAGGCUGAGAAACUUCAGAUUGUGGAGAUGCCUCUCGCUCACAAACUCUCCAGCAUGAUCUUCAUCAUGCCCAACCAUGUGGAGCCACUGGAGAGAGUUGAGAAGCUGCUGACCAGAGAGCAACUGAAAACUUGGAUCAGCAAGUUGAAGAAGAGAGCCGUGGCCGUUUCCCUGCCGAAAGUCAGCUUGGAAGUCAGCCACGAUCUUCAGAAACACUUGGCGGACCUUGGCUUGACUGAAGCCAUGGACAAGAACAAGGCUGACCUGUCCAAGAUUUCAGGCAAGAAAGAUCUGUACCUUUCCAACGUUUUCCAUGCUGCGGCCCUCGAGUGGGACACCGAGGGGAACCCCUUUGAUGCCGACAUCUACGGCCGAGAAGAAAUGAGGAAUCCGAAACUCUUCUACGCCGAUCACCCAUUCGUCUUUGUGAUCAAGGACAAUAAAACCAACUCCAUUCUUUUCAUUGGCAGGCUAGUGAGGCCCAAAGGGGACAAAAUGCGCGAUGAAUUGUAGUUUGAAUUUUCAGGUUUUGGUGGGGAUUUUUUAAAUGGGGAAAUGUUCUUUUGUAUUCUCUACGAACUGAUGGGUGCUAGCCGGACCAGAGUGCAUUUUGAUGUUAAAUCCAGCAUACACUUUACCCUGCCAGAAUAUUCCACCAAAAGAAAAUGCGGGGGAGGAAUAGGGGAGGUGGGAGGGAGAGGGGUGAAAGGGCCAGGAACAAUGGGAGGAACCAGUUCACUGGGAUUCUGUUCCCAAUCAGUGGCAUAUCUGCUGAGAUUUUAGGUUACUGUCUGUCUUCCUUCUUCCUGCAGUAGAAUAAAUCCUUCUGCCAAGCACGAUGGCACCAUCUGCCAGGAUGCAAACUGUCAGCCGAGGCCAUGGUAAAGGUACCAGCCCACACACUUGCAUCACAGUCUCUGUUGUGCCCUUUGUUCUAGACACAUGGAGCACAGCUUCUCCAUCCUUCUUCCCUGACAGCUUCCUUCAGGUUUGCGCUUAGGGGACAGCUUGCCUCCCGCGCAUAGAUUGUCCCUGGUUCCUUGCACUGGGGGCGUUUCUUGGCUGAGCUGGAAGCCAGGGGGCUGGUCCCUUUAUCUGUUCCCUCCUUGAAAUUCUUCUGCCUGUAUCUUGUUUGUUAAAGGGAGUGGCAGGGACUUGAGUGUGCUCCCGCUUACAUUGACUGACAGCAAUAGAGGCACUCCUGACAGAUGCAAAUGUAAGGGAGAGGAGAAGUGAGCCCCCAGGAGUUAGUCUAACCAUUUCGGUUACUUUAGAGGGGGAAACAGACUGUAACAAACAGCCAUACAAGUAAGUAGGUGCUCAGAUGCUAUGGCCAACAUACAAACAUAGAUACAAGUAGAAUUUUCCCUGUACCUUCUAAACCACUUAGCUAUGCUCUGAAAUGUGUCAUAUCUCCCCAGCUACUUCCAGUUGAACAUAGACUAAAAACCUUUCCACUCCCCUUACCCAUGGACCGCUGAAAUCUUGCAAAAAUCUGCUUCUUUGGGAAUACUCUAUUUAAAAAAA
Trachemys scripta elegans is the source of this 2481-nucleotide messenger RNA. RefSeq names its product serpin family H member 1 (gene SERPINH1). Gene Ontology annotation, molecular function: collagen binding; serine-type endopeptidase inhibitor activity. Lineage: Eukaryota; Metazoa; Chordata; Testudines; Emydidae. The transcript has 6 exons. Bases 250 to 1467 code for a protein of 405 amino acids. Gene Ontology annotation, cellular component: endoplasmic reticulum. Gene Ontology annotation, biological process: negative regulation of endopeptidase activity; collagen fibril organization. The record is from RefSeq and is a predicted model, not a curated record.